CAAGAAUGCGUCUGGCUCACUAGGAAUGAGGCUUGGGACUCGGCUUCUUUUCGCUCAUUUUGUCAUGUUCUCUAUCAUUCCUGGAUUUAAUCAACAUGUUAUACCAUGCGGGGGAAGUAGCUUUACAUGCGACUUGAAGCAGAGAGAAAUUUAUACUCCUAAUCCAAGAACCAUGAUACAACGCGAGUUGUACCAUGGCCCCUAGGGUCUGCUACUUAUGGGGGAAAGUUACUUGGAAAAGGAACCCUUGCAACCUGCUCUUUGUUCAGAGGAUGCGGAACUCGUCAUGUUCGACUGCUGUUUUGCUAAAUCUGUUUGGGAGAUCACUUGUAGUCCACUGCACCCCAGCACGAUCAUUUGAUGAAUUUAUUGUCACUGCUAGCAACUGGACUCACUGAUGACUGCAGGAGAGCUUUAUGUUAUGCUGGUGGCCCCAGUCUGAGCACAAGGAAUGAAAGAUAAAAGAUUGUCCAAACGGAAACUAACACAAGCUGAUGAAGUCUCUCCAAAAGCUAUUCCCCUUGCACAAGAAUUUUGAAGGGCAACACAUGAAGCUGGUUCAAUUGUACAGUAAAGGCACCGGAGUGCCCCUGCUCAUUCUGACCACCCAUGCAUUUCUUUGCUUCGUUGGAUACCUCCUCCUCCUCCUCCUCCUCUUGCUGCGGCUAAAUUAAAACUUCCGUGGGGCACCUACUAAUUCCGGUGCCGUUCGAAAGCAUCAUGUGGCCUUCAAAAAACUGUGGCCGUCCGAUCGGAAUCUGCGUCUCUUUUUUCCACUCAUUCGGCGCCGGCGCGCCACGCGUGGAUGUCCGUAGACAGGAAAAAGGUUCCCCUGGAUCCUUAUUUUCCGAAGCCGGUCGCUGAAUGCCCUCAAACAGCAUCGAUCUUUGCUGAUGACGUGUCCUCCUUGGCCUGUCAACUACUGGUUCGAGUUGUUUCUUUCAAGAGAAAGAAUGAUCGAUCAUCCUUCGCAAUGUCGACCGUUGGAUCCCACUCUGCACAGCUCGCAAAGCAAGCCGAACAUCUUUCCUUCAGCAGCUGCGCGGAUCUCGAAGCGCCCACUGCGCAAUCCAACGGUGGAUUCGCGCGAAGGAUGGCGAAUUCCUUCUUUCGCCCCAAAGAUACAACCCCUGUCAGCGAGAACACCAUCAUCCAUAACGCCGUCCAGAGAUGUAACAGGGAGCGUCCCACGACCGAUGCUUUUCCUCUCAAUUUUUUCCCUUUUUCUCCUCCUCCGUAUAUUUUGGUACUGAGUCACGAGAGAGAGAGAGGAGUGGCGAGAUGGGCGGUGGCGGUGGCGGUGGCGGUGGCGGUGGCGGUGGGGAGGCGUCGUCGUCGGCAGCGGCGAGCGCGUGUUCGUCAUCGUCGGCGGCAGCGGCGUCGCCGAACGGGAAGAGGGGGAGAGAUCCGGAGGAUGAGGUCUACCUCGACAACUUCCAUUCCCACAAGCGUUAUCUUAGUGAGAUAAUGGCUUCCAGUAUGAAUGGAUUGUCAGUGGGGGAUUCCCUUCCUGAGAAUCUCAUGGAAUCCCCAGCAAGAUCUGAAAGCAUCUGUUACCCCAGGGAUGAGAUUGCCUCGCAGUACUCUCCAAUGUCAGAAGAUUCAGAUGAUUCCCGAUACUGUGAAACCCCAUUAAACACCACCACUAUCCAGUCUGAGGUCAUGAGUAGCCCUACCAGUCCAGUUUCUCCCCACAGGCAUCAGAAAGUGACCGUGUUCUCAUCUUCCAAUCCCUAUCCUCUUCCUAGCUGCACUCUUGCCUCUGUUGUCUGCUCCCAUCCACGCCACCAACGUGGGUCAGACUCAGAAGGUCGCUUUCCAUCUUCACCAAAUGAUGUGUGCCAUACAGCAGACCUCAGACGGGCUGCACUGUUGAGAUCGGUGCAGAUGAGAGCACAGCCGCACUGCCCACCUGCAUAUGAGUUGCCAUUUAAUGGUGGGCAAGAGAAUAUUCAGAGUGUAGAAGAUGGGGAAGACCGGUCCUUCUCAUGUAUUAAAACUCUAGAUGAUGAAACUGGUUAUCAAAGCCCAGAACCUGAAGCAGAUUUCAUUGAGGAUUGCUCAUCGGUGGAUGGUCUUGCAGGGUCGAAGCUUAGCCAAGAGUAAAUAUCAUAUGGUGUUAUUCACGCAUUGGAAGUUUAGAGAGUCUGCAGAAGAGAAGCCACUGAAGGAAAAUGGCAUUGUUAAAUAGGAUCAACAGUUCAGCUUGUUCCAAUAGAUGAUGCAGAUAUUUCUCUUGGACUCAUGGAAUUGCCAGAAUUCUCUUGUACAUCUGAAGGCACAUUGAUCCUUUUUCUUUUUUAUUUGUACAAAUCUACAUGCUAACUUCUGGAGCCAAAGAAAUGUUCUUGAACUUGACUGUUAAAAUUGCUCCACAUGCAGGAACGAGGUCAGGUAUUCCUUUAUGAAGUGCCACUGUCCUUUAAAACUCACAUGCAAGUUAGUUCUGACAUCACUUGUGCAAAAAUUUCAGGUUUGCCUUGUGUAGGUUCUGCUGUUUUUAAAGCAUGACUGUCAAAUGUCCUCAAGUGGUUCUUUAUUUGUGAAUUUGGUGGCAAUAUCAUUUAUUUAUUGUCAGUAUUUUAUAAAUUUUGUUUUUCUUGUCCA
Molecule: messenger RNA, 2607 nt
Organism: Elaeis guineensis (African oil palm)
Lineage: Eukaryota; Viridiplantae; Streptophyta; Magnoliopsida; Arecales; Arecaceae
Source: RefSeq, a predicted model, not a curated record